AUUGUGGGUUUGGAGGAGAGUAACCGCCCUCUGACAGCCAACCAUAAGAGAAAUUGAAUAAGGAGAUGUUACUGGAUCUGGAGUGAAUCUCUGUGGAAUAUCCAAUCUGACACUGCCUUCACUGAGGUAAAUUAAGGAGCAACAACACUGUUCCUGUAAAGCAGGGAGGCCUGAAACAUGUCUUCAUCUGUAUCAACUACGGUGGGAGGUGUGGUGGUGGUCACCCACGUGUACCCAGCACCUCGAGGUGCUGCACACAAACGUCCUGUGGGCAUCCAGAAGUUCAUCAAGGCCCAGCCGACGGCGCUUGGGACAGUUCAGAUCAUGAUUGGCCUGAUGGCUCUGAUGUUUGGGAUUGUUAUGGUGGUUCAACCAGAUACAAUGGGAGUUUACAGUGGUAUUUUCGCCUGGGGAGCUGUGAUUUACAUCAUAGCUGGAUCUCUGACAGUGGCUGCUGGAAAAUCUCUGAACCGCUGCAUGGUGAAUGGCGCUCUGGCUGUUAACAUCUUGGCAGCAGGUGUUUCCUUUGUUGCAACCAUCCUCUACUUUCUGGAUUCUGCAAGGAUUAGAUGGGUCACAUGCCGUGACUACUCUGGUACCUGCUUCUUAUACCAGAGUCGGACGAAGGGGUUUAUGGGGGUCUUGGCUGUUUUCCAUUCACUGGCGCUCUUUGUUUCAAUCACUGUUGCAGCAUUUGCCUGCAGAGCUACUUACAGUGCAGAGGAAUCAUCAGUGGUUGUAACUGCAGAUGCUUUAGUGACUCAACAGGCUCCACCCAGUGCACCUCUCCUCACAGACAGACCACCACAUUCAGAGGAACCAAGAGACCCCACUCUGGCUCCGCCUCCAGCCUACACCACUGUCGUCAACUGAAGAGUCUGUCCAAACUGUAUCAAAAUGCUCUUUCACUGUUGGCUGAAACCUAAAUAAUAUUAAUUUAAAUUCAAUGUGUCAUUUGUAACCUGACAUUUGUAAAAUGUGGCAACAAAAAGCUUUGCUUAAAAAAUGAAUGCUAUCCUUCAGAGAUGACUAAACUGUUUGCAGAGAUGUUUCUCUUUUACCAAAGAAAGUGAACACAGCACAGAGUUGAUUUUAUUUUUGACUGAGCAAAACCUUGCUUGCUUUUAAGGAUGAGUGUAUAAGUAUUAGUGCCAUCUAGGGGUGAGAACGUAGAUUGUAACUAACUGAAUACCCUGUCCCCUCACCCCUCCCCUUCCUGUUGGAGAGCACAGAGGCCGUCAGGUAACAAAAUACCGCAUCAACUAGUCUAGUUUGUAAAGUGAAGAGGUUUGUUUAUAUAGCAAUGCUCUUGUCCUCUCCUGCAAGUUUGAUUAUUAUUCAUUAUUGUACAACCACCACUAUCUGAACCCUAAUUACCACACGUAAGCAGGAUCCCUCAAGAAACACUGGAUCACUUAAGUGUGUCUAUUCUUCUAUGAUCAGACCUGCUUGAAAUUUUAUCAUUAAAAAGCCAUAAAGAGUU
Lates calcarifer (barramundi perch) is the source of this 1483-nucleotide messenger RNA. Its product is annotated as membrane-spanning 4-domains subfamily A member 15. The transcript is spliced from 8 exons. Gene Ontology annotation, cellular component: membrane. The record is from RefSeq and is a predicted model, not a curated record. NCBI's taxonomy places the organism in Eukaryota, Metazoa, Chordata, Actinopteri, Centropomidae. Bases 178 to 873 code for a protein of 231 amino acids.